Molecule: messenger RNA, 1636 nt
Organism: Centruroides sculpturatus (bark scorpion)
Lineage: Eukaryota; Metazoa; Arthropoda; Arachnida; Scorpiones; Buthidae
Exons: 6
Coding region: 596-1345 (249 amino acids)
Biological process (GO): regulation of DNA-templated transcription
Molecular function (GO): zinc ion binding; sequence-specific DNA binding; DNA-binding transcription factor activity
Source: RefSeq, a predicted model, not a curated record
GGACCUAAUUCUUGCAUUCUGUGAAAACGGAAUGAAUAAUUUCAAAGAAUUGAAGAAGAGAAAUAUCUCGGGCCACGCAGAGUCCGAGGAUGGCGCCUCGUAUUCGCGUCCAGUAAUAAAGUUGCUUCCGAAAGCUGCGGAGGAGGAGUCGCAUACACCCAACGUCAAACCGGUGGACGUCGUAACACCAAACGACAGCGCCUCAUUCGUCCUAAUUCAUUAUGAUAAAUUUGAAACUUUUCUAACAUAAAGUAAUAUUAAAAUUGGUCAUAAGUUAUGCAAAAAUAGAAUAAAAGUCUAAUGUUUAAUAUUUCAGGCAAUUACCUCUAACUUUAUUUUAUUAAUAAAGCACUCAGCUGAUGCAUACAAUAGGUCAUUAUUGUAAUUCAUUACACCGUAGAACGACUUAUAAAAUUAUAAAUUUAAUAACUAAAAAAUAAUUUUAAUAUAUUAUCAAAUGUUUUAUCGACAACAUGGUUAAAUUUUUUAAACAUGCAAGGUAAGUUUAUGCAAAUGAACCGUUGUCUUACUGUGAUUAAAAGAAACUCAACUGCUUUGAAUGUUUUUAAAGUAGUAAUUGAUACAUUUUCUGACAAUGGCCACUUUGGAGCAGGUUCGAGAAUUCAGAUCCGAUAGAGGUGGAAACACCGUGUCUAUUUGCGUGGGUUGUCGCCACCCCUCUUGGUCGGAUUAUUAUGGAGCACACGCUUGUAGACGUUGUACAAGGUUGUUCGUGAAAGCCAUUCGAGAAAGAAGGUGUUACAUUUGUCGUACAUAUAUGGGAUUGUGUCUUUCUACAAAUGAUCCAACAAAAAGAUGCAGAUAUUGCGAUCUAGAAAGGUUAUACAGACGUGGAUUAAAACCGAUAAGAUUUGGAGUACACGACGAUAGAUGGUACAUGCUGGAUAUGAUUCCUUAUAUAAACAGUGGAGUAGUAAUUGAUUAUGACCCUGGGAUAACUGCUGUACACUAUGAAAUGGGUAUUAUAAAUCGAUUCAAGUACAACUGUUUUCAAUCAUAUGUAAGAUGGUUUGAGAGAAACCGAUCUGAGAACCCUUUUAUUAACGUAGAGGGAUUGGAACUAUUACGUUAUGAUUUGUUAUCGAGAGGAAUGAUUAUGGCAGCAAUUCUCGAAUGCAUAAACAUUCACGACGUGUUGAAAAUCGAAUUUCAUUACUUUGAUCCGUAUGAAUGCCUAAUUUUGGAUAACCGAACCUGGUCAAUUAAUAUUUUAUAUAAGGUACGCCAAUUUCUUGCGAAAUGGAGAGAAAAUGGCCCUAACGAAUUUGAUGUCUGGAUGUACAUAGUUUUGGGUAUAGAGGGAACAAUAGAUUUUAAUUUAUAAAAAUUUAUCAUCAUUUUCUUUUUGCACAAUUAUUGUAUAAAACUGAGAAAUUCUAUCUUUGGAUUUAUAUUAAAUUCUCUGACAUUCGAAUGAAUGAUUGAUUUCUUACAAACGACGCUUAAAAUAUCUUCAUAAUUUUAACUGUAUUUAAACAAAGAUAAAAUGACAAAAGGUAUGAGCUUGAAUAUUAAGAAAAGAUCAAUUUAAAUGUGACAAAAUGUUAAUUUGCAGUUUUUUGUGCUUCUCGUUACGAAAUUUUAAAAUAUGCUUUUUGUACCGAUUUUAUAUUGA